GUAAGUCUGUGUGAACUUCUAACGAGAGGCCAGACAGUACAGUUCACCAGUACUGUAAUUUUAGAAAGAUUAAAGAAGUUUUCAAAUUUUUCCAAAUUAGGACUAUGUCAAACGGAAUUCCUGGCUUGCACCGUAUAGGUGUAGCUUUACUUGUUAUUGGAGAAAUUUUACAUAUAGUGGGACUGGCCACUCCGAACUGGACAAAUUUUUCAACUCCAUACGGAACGUCUUCAACUGGUCUCUGGAAGAUGUGCUCCACAUUGGGCUUAUGUGUUGAUAUCCCAUCAAAUAUUAAAAGUGAUGCAAUGAACGUUGUUGAUGCCUUUACAAUACUGUGCACGCUGGCUGGGGCCGGAACUUUAGCCCUUGCCUGCUGGAAUUUAAUUCUGCGCAUUCGGGAAAAAGAGGAAAAACAAUGGAUAAGGUCAAUCUUGAAAGUUGGAAUAUUUGCACUUGUGAGUGCUGUUAUCAGCGGCUGUGUGUAUCUUAUCAUUGUUUACCCAAAGUUGAGGACCGAUGUCUUUACAACUUCAGCUAUCGGAUACUCCUUCAUCUUGAGUGCUGUUGGUGGAGGCGUCAUAUGUGCAGGCAGCGUGGUGUUUUACGUAGCAUGUGGGAGAAAUCCUAGUUAUUAAGAUAAAAUUACUUAAUUAAACGUUUUGUUCUUUUUGUUUCUUUAAAUAAAGGAUUGGUUGACUUAGUUUAAUAUCAAAAGUAUUUACUGAGACAACUGUGUAUUUAAUAUUCAUUU
Biomphalaria glabrata is the source of this 751-nucleotide messenger RNA. RefSeq lists its product as uncharacterized. The transcript has 4 exons. Bases 105 to 635 code for a protein of 176 amino acids. The record is from RefSeq and is a predicted model, not a curated record. NCBI's taxonomy places the organism in Eukaryota, Metazoa, Mollusca, Gastropoda, Planorbidae.